Molecule: messenger RNA, 2679 nt
Organism: Megalobrama amblycephala (Wuchang bream)
Lineage: Eukaryota; Metazoa; Chordata; Actinopteri; Cypriniformes; Xenocyprididae
Gene: lrrc28
Product: leucine rich repeat containing 28
Exons: 11
Coding region: 169-1314 (381 amino acids)
Molecular function (GO): protein binding
Source: RefSeq, a predicted model, not a curated record
GUAUCCAGUGACGCGUUUGCUCUCAGACGGAAGAAGUCCCAGGUUUGGUACACAAACAACUCCAGAGGUUUCAAACACAGAACAUUCCACAUGUCAUAGACUGCAGGGAUGUAAUAAUGGAAAAGUAGAAGGGAGAAACUCUCUCAACCAAAGACGGUUCUCACAGCCAUGGCCUCUGACCUCCAUGCAGCAAUUUUUAUAGCCAAACAAGAGCGACACAAAAAUCUUUUCCUGAACUACAGAAACCUCAACAAUUUCCCUGUGGAGCUGCUCAGAGAUGAAGGGAUGCAGUUCCUGGAGCGUCUCUUCAUGAAGAGGAACUCCCUCACAACACUUCCAGAAAAUCUGGCUCAGAAGCUUCCCAACCUGAUUGAAUUAUACCUGCACUCAAACAAUAUUGCAAUAAUCCCUCAAGCAAUUGGCGAACUUGUGAAGCUGCAGUCGCUGGACCUGAGUGACAACGCUCUUCAAAUCAUCUGCCCAGAGAUUGGUCAGCUGCGCUCAUUACGACACCUGCGAUUGGCCAACAAUCAGCUGAAGUUUCUCCCGCAAGAGCUGGGGGAUCUCCGAGAGCUGGAGACUCUGGACGUGUCCAUGAACCUCCUGAGGACUCUACCAGAGCGUCUGCACCAGUGUCUGUCCCUGCAGUGUCUGACGGCAGACCGCAACCUGCUGCACUGCCUUCCCCGCCAGCUCUGUCUGCUGCCCGACCUCAAUGAGCUCUCCAUGGCCGCCAACUGCCUGACAUCACUGCCGCUGGAUCUGGGGCGCUCCAUGGAGCUGCAGUUUGUCUUUGUGGACAACAAUGCUCAACUGAAGGCUCUCCCAUCAUAUCUUUAUAACAAAGUCAUCGGCUGCAGUGGCCUACGAACACAGCAAAACGAAACAGCGUUCCUCUGGACCAUGGUGCUACAGAAGACAGCACAUGACAAGGACUACAAAAACAAACUGUGUGGUCUAGCUGCACAGAUCUCUGAUGUGAAGCAGCUCUGCUUGAUGCUGGGAGAUGUGACUGUUCCUCUGCCCUCUGAAGUGAAGGCCAUCGGCUCCGAGACAGACCGUGUGUUGCCUCUGGAAGAGCUAGCUUGCAGAGUCCUUCAUGCAGCCCACAACUGGACCGAUGUGAAGUUCCUAACUCCGUUCCUGUUGCCCAAGAGUCUGCUGGAUGUGGUCCGGUGGCCUCUGGGUCACUGUCACCGCUGCAGUCAGCCCAUGUUCACCAUUGUCUACCCCAAACUGUUCCCGCUCAGAGAGACUGCACUCGCAGGGGUGCACAAGAGAUUUUCUCUGUUUUCUCACACAGAACCACAGUGAGUUUCGUAGCGUACUGCUGCUCUGGCCAGUGUCUGAGGACGUUUGACCUGCAGGGCUGAAGUCUUGCACGCCAUAACCUCACAUCACCGCUCAUGGUGCUUUCAUCUUCACAAAGGAUGUUGCAAUAGACUUUCCGCAGAACUGAGACCUUUCUGAGCUUCAAGCUCCAUUUCAGAAACAUUUGACAGCCCACCAUCCUGAAGAUCUUCAUGACUAAAACCAGCAGUUGGUUAACCUGAUUACAUUUCACAAAUGAAUGUAGAAUGAGAAGAACUGAAACAAUCGAACAAUGGCCCGUUCAAACAAUAAAGUAUUGUUUGUGUUGGGAUUAUUAGGGUUUACUGUAACCAAAAAGGUUGAGGCUGUAACCAGAAGAGGGUUUCUUGAGAAACUUAACAGUUAUUCUGUGUUUUAAAGAUUACCAACAUUUAUCAAUUUAAAACUGGUGAGUUUUUAAGUGAGAUUUUUGUUUCCAUUUGAAGGGAAAAUAGAUUUUUUUUCAGUGCUCUUUACUGAAAAUUUUACUAAAAGGUCAUGUUUCUUCAAAAAGGAUUGUUUGCAAGUUACAAAUUCACAUCUCACUAUUGUUUUAAACCGUGACCCAAUACUUGCCUUUUUAAAUAUAAAUGUAUGUAAUUUUAAUGAGGCUCAUAAUCAAGUGUAUGUGUGUGCUGAAAGUGACCAGGAUUGUUACAAGUCUUUUGUGAAGCUUUGACUACAAACUGUUAUUAAGUGCCAGUUGACUUUAAUGAACACACAAAAUUGAUUGUUCUCAAUGAAGGCAGCUUCAAGGGACUGUACUAUUUUUGCGUAAGAUAAUAUUUUCGAAAGACAGAGACACAUGAAUUGUGAGAUUUGCUGAUACUACACUACAGCUGUGCCAUAUACUGGAGCAACAUUGUUCAGCUUUCAGAUUUCUCUUUCCAUUUAUUUAGACAUGCACAUGACUUUCUUACUAAGUUGAUGUGUUGAUGUUACCGUUACAGUUUUCUCAAAUAAAGCAGCCUGGUCUUCUAGAACAGAAAAGAUCCAGUGUCUUUAUUUUCUCGGAAGAGUUUGUUCAGCUUUUUCACAACGUUGUUGUUGUUGUUUCAUGCUGUUGUUUGAAUGUUUGGCAAUAAUAACAAUGUUUAAAACCUCUCUUGUAUGGUUUCUAAUUUCAAAUGUAUGUUUAAAUUGAAUUUCAUUCAUAUUGAGCACCAUUUCGACUUGUGUGAAUGUAACCGUCUCUACACUGGUAUCUGUUAUCAACACUGUGCAGCACAGAUGCAGCAUAAAUGUAUAUACUCAUAUGCCAGAGUCGGCCGCUGCCGCUCCGUUCAGAUUGUUUUUGUCUAUUUUAUGAUUAAAGUUAUGUUUAACGUC